Molecule: messenger RNA, 3697 nt
Organism: Otolemur garnettii (small-eared galago)
Lineage: Eukaryota; Metazoa; Chordata; Mammalia; Primates; Galagidae
Gene: ROBO4
Product: roundabout guidance receptor 4
Exons: 18
Coding region: 17-3019 (1000 amino acids)
Biological process (GO): cell-cell adhesion; axon guidance
Cellular component (GO): axon; plasma membrane
Molecular function (GO): protein binding
Source: RefSeq, a predicted model, not a curated record
AGGCCUGAGAGCAGCCAUGGGCUCUGGAGGAGUGAGCCUCUUGGGGGCUGGGCAGCCCCUACCCCUCCUGCUCCUGCUUUUCACUGGAGGCAUGGCUCAGGACUCCCCACCCCAGAUCCUAGUCCACCCCCAGGACCAGCUGCUCCAGGGCUCUGGCCCGGCCAGGAUGAGCUGCCGAGCCUCAGGCCAGCCGCCUCCCACCAUCCGCUGGUUGCGGAAUGGGCAGCCCCUGAGUAUGGUGCCCCCAGACCCACAUCACCUCCUACCUGAUGGAACCCUCCUGCUGCUGCGGCCUCCCACCCAGGGACACGCCCAUGAUGACCAGGCCCUACCCAGAGACCUGGGCAUCUACACCUGUGAGGCCAGCAACCACCUAGGCACAGUGGUCAGCCAAGGCGCUCGGCUAUCCAUGGCUGUCCUCCGGGAGGAUUUCCAGAUCCAGCCUCAGGACACAGUGGCCCUGGUGGGUGAGCAGGUGAUUCUGGAAUGUGGACCACCGUGGGGCCACCCAGAGCCCACAGUUUCAUGGUGGAAAGAUGGGAAACCCCUAGCCCUCCACCCAGGGCGGCACUCGGUGUCCAGGGGUUCCCUGCUAAUGGCAAGAGCCGAGAAGAGUGAUGCAGGGACUUAUAUGUGUGUGGCCACCAACAACGCAGGACAGCGGGAGAGCCGAGCAGCCAGGGUAUCUGUCCAGGAGCCUCUGGAGCUUCUGGCCGUGCGCAUACAGCUGGAAAACGUGACCCUGCUAAAGCCAGACCCUGCAAAGAUCCCCAAGCCUGGGCCUGCUGUGUGGCUUAGUUGGAAGGUGAGUGGCCCUGCUGCACCUGCUCAGUCUUACACAGCCUUGUUCAGGGCCCAGACCGGCCGAGGAGACGAGGGAGCUCCCUGGGCAGAGGCACUGCUUGCCGGCUGGCAGAGCGCAGAGCUUGGGGGCCUCCACUGGGGCCAAGACUAUGAGUUCAAAGUGAGACCAUCCUCCGGCCGGGCUCGGGGCCCUGACAGCAACGUGCUGCUCCUGAGGCUGCCAGAACAAGUGCCCAGUGCCCCACCCCAGGAGGUGACCCUAAAACCUGGCAAUGGCAGUGUCCUUGUGAGCUGGGUUCCACCACCUGUUGAAAACCAUAAUGGCAUCAUCCGUGGCUACCAGGUCUGGAGCCUGGGCAACACCUCCCUGCCCCCAGCCAACUGGACUGUCGUGGGACAGCAGACCCAGCUGGAAAUCGCCACCCACGUGCCAGGCUCCUACUGUGUGCAAGUGGCUGCAGUCACAGGCGCUGGGGCUGGAGAGCCCAGUAGCCCUGUGUGCCUCCUUUUAGGGCAGGCCGUGGAGCGAGCCAGCCGAGAACCCAGUGAACAUGGUCUCUGGACCCUGGAGCAGCUGAGGGCCUUGCUGAGGCGGCCAGAGAUCAUUGCCAGCAGCGGUGUUAUUCUCUGGCUGCUGCUGCUGGGCACUGCUGUGUGUAUCCACCGCCGGCGCCGAGCUGCAGUGCACCUGGGCCCGGGUCUGUACAGGUACACCAGUGAGGACGCUAUCCUAAAACACAGAAUGGAUCACAGCGACUCUCCCUGGCUGGCAGACACUUGGCGUUCCACCUCUGGCUCCCGGGACCUGAGCAGUAGCAGCAGCCUCAACAGUCGGCUGGGCAUGGACCCCCGGGACCCAGGAGACAGUCGUCGCUCCUUGAUCUCCUGGGACCCCCGAAGCCCUGGUGUGCCCCUGCUUCCAGACACCAGCACUUUUUAUGGCUCCCUCAUUGCUGAGCUGCCCUCCAGCUCCCCAGCCCCUCCGAGACCCCAGGCCCCAGCUGUCAGGCGCCUCCCACCCCAGCUGGCCCGGCUCUCCAGCCCCUGGCCCAGUUCAGACAGCCUCUGCAGUCACAGGGGACUCUCUUCUCCACACAUGUCUCUGGCUCCUGCACAGGCUUGGAAGGCCAAAAGGAAGCAGGAGCUGCACCAAGUCAACAGCUCCCCGCUGCUCCCAGCCAGCCGCCCCAUGGAGCUGCAGGCCUGGGAGUUGGGAAAUAGAGGCUCCAAGAACCUUUCCCAAAGCCCAGGCCACCAUUCCCCAGCAGCUGUGCCCCGAGCUCUGGUUGCCUGGCGGGCCCUGGGACUGCAGCUCCGUAGUUCUUCAAAUGAGCUGGUUACUCGCCCUCUCCCUCCAGCACCCCGCUCUCCUGGUGGAACCCCCACUCAGAGUCAACAGACCCAGCACCAAACUCCAUCCUCUGUCCCGCUGCCAGCAGCCCCCAUUCCCAUCCUUAGCCCCAGUGGCGCCUCCAGCCCCCAGGCCUCGUCCCUGUCUGGCCCCAGCCCAGCUUCCAGUCGCCUGUCCAGCUCUUCACUGUCCUCCCUGGGUGAGGAUCAGGACAGCGUGCUGACGCCUGAGGAGGUGGCCCUGUGCCUGGAACUCAGUGAGGGUGAGGAGACCCCCAGGAACAGUGUCUCUCCUGUGCCAAGGGCUCCUUCACCCCCCACCACCUACGGGUACAUCAGCGUACCAACAGCCUCAGAGCUAGCAGACAUGGGCAGGACAGGAGGAGGAGUGGGGUCCGGAGUGGGGGGCUUAUUCCCACCUCGGCCCUGCCCCACCCCCACCCCCAGCGAGGGCUCCUUGGCCAAUGGUUGGGGCUCGGCCUCAGAGGACAAUGCCCCCAGUGCCAGAGCCAGCCUUGUCAGCUCCUCCGAUGGCUCCUUCCUCGCUGAUGCCCACUUUGCCCAUGCCCUGGCUGUGGCUGUGGAUAGCUUCGGUUUUGGUCUGGAGCCCAGGGAGUCCGACUGUGUCUUCACGGAUGCCUCAUCACCUCCCUCUCCACGAGAUGACCUUUUCCGGACCCCUACCUUCUCCCUUCCUCUGUGGGAAUGGAGGCCAGAUUGGCUGGAGGACAUGGAGGUCAACCAUACCCAGCGGCUGAGAAGGGGGCUGCCUCCCUGGCCCCCUGACUCUCGGAUUUCUUCCCAGAAAAGUCAUUUCAGCUGUCCUGUGCCCAAGGCUGGUGCUUCCUCCAUAGAUUCCUCAUGAACUGGGCUCCUGAGACUGCCAAGAAGAGGAUCAAAACCAUCUCUGCUGUCUGCCCACAAGGCCUAGGCUGUGGCAUGUGGGUCUUGGCCUGUGCUUCUCUGCACUUGGUGGGUCACCUUCCCUGGCCUCCAGGACAGUUCUCCUUCCAAGAUUGUGAAAACAAAUGAAAGCAAAACAAACUAAGAAUGAAGCAGAUGUGGAGCCCUCAGGGAGCAAAGCAUCACCUCCACCUGACUCCCAAAUGUUGCCUUUCUCCUCUGUCCACCCACUCCCACAACCAGCUGGUUUUGGCCAAAGGAGCAGCCCUGUCUCCUGCUUUCCCCACCCACUUGCAUCACAAGAAGUGGGGGAGCCAUCUUCAUGGAGGAUGACGACAACAGUGACUGGUGAGAGAGGGCCGUGGAGGAAGGACCAUCUCAGAGCCUUCUCUCAGCCUUACCUGGGCCCCUUCUCUACAGACAAGCUCUGCCUCUCCCCAUCCACACCAUGUAAGGAAAAUAUGGAAGAAUGCCAUUGAGACCUGAGGCCCUACCUCAUGUCAAGGCAAAAGUUCAAGGCUGGGUCUAGGGAGAAAGGUGGAGGAAGGGAGGUAUGAGAAUGGGAGACAAAAGCCCCCUCCUCAUAUUGUUGUCAUUAUGAGCUUGAGAAAUCUGAUACCAUAAAACUGUAAAGACUUGA